Molecule: messenger RNA, 510 nt
Organism: Colletotrichum destructivum
Lineage: Eukaryota; Fungi; Ascomycota; Sordariomycetes; Glomerellales; Glomerellaceae
Exons: 1
Coding region: 1-510 (169 amino acids)
Source: RefSeq, a predicted model, not a curated record
AUGGAAGACCGUCAGUUCUUGUACAAGAGGAGGGGUAAUCUGUCUGACACCAACAUGUGCCGAGCGAUCCAAGGUUGCCCAAGGCUUCACAAGCUCUUUUCUGGCCGCGGCAGCCCAGUCAGAGGGGCUCAGUCGCUGCCGGAUCGCUCAUCAGUCGCCCGCCUCACAUGCAUUUCCAUUUGUGCAUAUCCCAUUGUGGGGGACUGCCGUGCCCGUACUACACACUACUUCUUCUCGCGCCACAGGUGCAAGGGUAGCGGAUCAAGGGAUAGAUGGUCAGUCAGUAGUGUAGGCUCAAAGACUCAGAGAAGGCCGGUUCAACAAGUGCAGUGCAGAAGCACCGCUGGUGAAAUACCGUCCAAAGCAUUGGCAAGGCCGUCCCGGGCGCCCCGUCCGGUUGUUGCGGUAAAAAGGGAGGCUCCCGGAGCAGUUGGCCAAUGGCUGAGGGCUCGGCGACGGAUCCGGUCAGAGGCGGUCCCUCGCAAGCCCCUGAAGGUGCAGAACAAGUAG